AUGUUUCUUACUCUUGCAAGCUGGUUUCCCUUUGUGGCCCUCUGGUCCUUUUCCGCCCUCUGGGUACUCUUCCUUAUUCGGCCCUGCGCUGGUCGCACCGUCGAUGUAGGUCGCCAUGUGCCCUUCUCUGGCUGUCCUUGCCCGGCUUGCCGGACACUGUACAGCCGCCCUCCAGUAACGCCUUGUCUCUCGCGUACUGCCAUUCCUUCCUUCGAUCACCCCCAGCUUCGGUCGUGCUUGCCCCUUCCUUGCAAGUCGCCAUCCAAGCGCCGGGUCGCCAUUCCUUUGCCCCCCGUCCCCUCCUCAUCCUUGCGCCUUGAUGAGAGAAGAGCUGCCCGGGAUGCCCGCCCUCGACCUUGGUCCGACAGGUCGACCUGGGCUCCUGCCAAACCGCGCUCCGUGCGACCCUCGGCCGCCGAGCUCGCAGCCGCUUCUCUCUGCCCCCGCCGCCUUUUCAAGGGUGAUCCUCUCUUUGAGGCACGCCGUCGAGCUCGUCAAGAGCGUGACCGUCCUUGGGCCCGCCCAGGACCGGCUUCCGCUCCCCCUCGACUGCAAUCCUCGACCUCGUCGCCAGCAGCCCUGUCUUCCGCCGCUGCUCCCGAUGUUUCCUGCGCCCCUGAACUCCGCCGGGCACCCCAGCACCUUCGUGGGAUCUUGAAGCCUAGUCGGCCCGCGUGCCAGGCCAUCAAGCCCGCCAAGAAGGCCGUUGUCUGGGCAGAAAACACGACCGUCGUCGAGGUCUCGCGAUGGAUCAAGGAGUGUGAGGACGACGACGAGGUUUACGAGCACAUGUGCUUCUGA
Talaromyces rugulosus is the source of this 801-nucleotide messenger RNA. RefSeq lists its product as uncharacterized. Bases 1 to 801 code for a protein of 266 amino acids. The transcript has a single exon. The record is from RefSeq and is a predicted model, not a curated record. NCBI's taxonomy places the organism in Eukaryota, Fungi, Ascomycota, Eurotiomycetes, Eurotiales, Trichocomaceae.